Messenger RNA from Rana temporaria (common frog), 2515 nucleotides. RefSeq names its product SH3 domain binding protein 1 (gene SH3BP1). The record is from RefSeq and is a predicted model, not a curated record. Gene Ontology annotation, molecular function: protein binding; GTPase activator activity. Gene Ontology annotation, cellular component: intracellular anatomical structure; cytoplasm; cytosol. The coding region runs from base 312 to 2231 and encodes 639 amino acids. Lineage: Eukaryota; Metazoa; Chordata; Amphibia; Anura; Ranidae. The transcript has 19 exons. Gene Ontology annotation, biological process: regulation of actin cytoskeleton organization; positive regulation of GTPase activity; signal transduction.
CGUCAGGCAUGUUCCACCGUCAGGAAACUCGCUGUGAGACGAGACGCGCUGCCGUCACCGCACUUCAUAUAUGGACAGGAAGUGGCUUCUUCAGGUUAUCGGCACUCUGAUGAAACAAACAAUGCAACAAAAGGUCCCGUAUAAGGACUGGGAAGGUAUGAAGCUCGGCGUUGGUGUCGGAGGAGGAAGAAGAGCCUGAUAUAUACUGUAUAUAAUAGAAGGAGGAGGAGGAGGGGACGGCCUCACCCAGAAGCACACAGAGAGAGAGAGCGCAGAGGAAAUCAGACGGCAAGGUCAGAGACACCUGCACCAUGUUACAGAGACAGAUCAACAGAAUGAGACAGCUGGCCAAUCACGGGCCUGGCCCUGGCAGGUCCAAUGACGUCACCGACCUUCUCCCCGAAGAGCUACUUCUGGCAGACCAGCAGGUGGAGGUGGUGAAGAGAGCGGCUCAUCUUGUAGGGAAGCGACUGGCGAGCUGCAUGCAGGGUCCACUCAGCUCCGACAUGGAGAAGAGACUGAGGAAACUUGCCUUGAUGUCGCUCUCUAUGGCCAUGGCAGAUUGUUUGAAGGAUAUGGAGAGCGAGUCCAGUCUCCGGAGGACCCUGGAGAUGGGGUGUUGUGCGGAAGGAUCGCUGGCUCAGUCUCUGGCAGAAUUCGAAAUAAACAUGGAAAGAGACGUCCUACUGCCUCUGAACAAGCUAAGUGAGGAAGAACUACCUGCAAUUCUAAAGCACCGGAAACAGCUACAGAAACUGCUGACGGACCUGAACAAUGUAAAGACUCGGUUAUCUCAGGCCCAGAAGAACACGUCAGGGGCCCCAGGGGGAGGCAUUAUCGGAGCCCCGGCUAAACUGGAGAGCCUGAAGGAGGAAGAAGAGGAGCUGCGCAGAAGGGUGGAGCAGAGCAAGGAUGACUAUUUAUGUGACCUGUAUCACUUUGGGACAAAAGAAAAUGAAUACAAGAACUAUUUCAUACGGCUUCUGGAGCUUCAGGCAGAGUAUCAUCGGAAAUCAUUGGCGCAGUUGACAGAUGCGUUGGGGGAGCUGAGAGACACCAUGAAGGAGAGCGCUCCAGUAUAUCAGUCUCCUGCCGAGGUAUACGGAGUACCGCUGGCGACACACCUAGACAGAUUUGGUUGUGAGAUUGCUGCGCCCAUAUCGGCCUGUGUGCGAAUGCUGCUGAUCCACGGGAUGCAAGAAGAGGGUCUGUUCCGGUUGGCUGCCGGUGCAUCAAUUCUGAAAAAGCUGAAGGCCAGUCUGGGUGCCGGUGCCAGGGACCUGGCGGAGUUUAUUAACGAGCCGCAUGCUGUGGCCGGUGCCCUCAAGUCCUAUCUCCGGGAACUUCCGGAACCGCUCAUGACCUCUGAACUCUUUGAUGACUGGAUGAGAGCUGCCAGCAUUAAAGAGCCAGAAAAACGGCAGGAGAGUUUUAGAGAGGUGUGUGCCAGGCUGCCACCUGAGAACUACAACAACCUCAGAUUCCUAAUCAAGUUUUUGGCAAAGUUAGGAGAACACCAAGAAGUAAACAAAAUGACACCCAGCAAUAUCGCGAUCGUCCUCGGUCCCAACCUCCUGUGGGCCAAAUCUGACGGAGACCCGUCUAUGCUGGACAUGGCUUCCGCCUCUCCCAUCUUGGUGGUGUCAGUAGUUGAAGGUUUGAUAAGCUGCUCUGCAGAAGUCUUCCCAGGAGAUGUCGAUUUUGGGGUUACAGAAGAAAGUCCCGCCUCCCCACCAGAAGCAUCCACACCACAAAUCUCAAGUACUCUACCGAAAAUGGACAGCGCUAAUCUCCCCACUUCUCCAACAUCGCUGUCAUCGCCCAUCAAUACAGAAAUAGAUGAUGAAGCCACCAAUGAUACCCAAGAACCACUUGCCAGCAAGGCAGCUCCUGUGAAGAUGCUGCCACCCAGUGAUGAGAGCACACAGGGGGAGGCCAGCCCCAGUAUGGCCAGGAAAGUGAAGAGACCGGCUCCUCUGCGGCCCAGCAUGCCUCCGCCUAUACAUCCUCGUGGGGCCAUGACCGGCGAGCCACCCGAUGAACUCCAGAACCCCCGUCCCGUCCCGAGGAGGAAUAUCGGUGGAAGCUUGAGAGUGCCCAACCAGCCUCCUCCUCACCCGCCUGCACCCAAAGUCGCCAAUGUAAAGCCUGAGGCCGGGGAUGGCGACCCGUCCAGAAAAACACCCCCCAGGCCACUGCCAAGAAAUCGCAUCCAAUCUACAGACAACUAACCAGGAAAAGAUUGUGCCAUCUGCUGGCUGAGGAGCUGAACUAAGCAAAUCACGUUAUUUGAGAAGAUAGGAAGUGCCCUGCCUGAGGGCAUACUAGGGGGCACUCCCUCCAUGAAUACAUACGGUAUAGGAAUAUUACAGACAAGGGACACAAUAAUACGGUGAAUAUUCAAUCAGAACUCAUGCACUGACAUUCCAUUCCUUUUACGCGAAGAAUUUAUAACGUUGUUCUUUGUAUAACGUGGGACUGGCGCCCAUGUAUUAAACACUUUAUUCUUUCUAAA